UUGAUUUGUAAGUCAAGUCGAGAGUUUGCCAGAGUAAGCGUCAGCAUCGUCGGUUCUGGUUGUGGUUCAUUUCGAGCCUUUCGAUAGCUGGAAGCAUCCGGUGGUGGAGCCUGUGGUGGAACCGAGUGGCAAAAAGCGAAUCCAAUCCCCCGCAACCCCGCAACAAACGUAUCGAACCACCAGCACACCAACACUAGCAAAGACCCCGUAGUGCGCUUCAUUAGUGUGUGUGUGUGUGUGUACGUGCGUGUUUCUGUGUUCCCCCGCCCGGUUUUCGCACGGACAGUUCAGUCAGAUCCGGACGGAGAGAGUGAGAGGUCGAUCCCCAUCCAAAUCGGCUGCUGGGUCGCGGUCGGACGGAGUGAAAAUGUUUAGCUGCCCUUGCCUGAACGUGUCGAUAGUCGUAAACGAUGAAAACACCGCGGCCGUCAUUAGCACCAACCACACCGCCGCCGUCGAUCCCGGGCCAGUGACGUUGAGGAACGAGCCGAAUGGUCUGCCGCGGCCAUCGCCAACCGUGAUUGCCGCACUGUCGGAAGGAAAAUCACGCGAGCUGGUCGGCUUCUUCCAGGAGGUGGUUGGACCGUUCCAGGAUGCAAGUGUGACCAUGCAGCUGACGAUGAUGCUGAAGACAAUCCCGUGCGACGAGUGGAGCGUCUGUAAAUGCCUCAACUGUGGCUGUGUUGCCUUUGCGCGGGCUGCCUCCAACCCGGCCAACAUCCUCAUCAAUGGGACACUAUCGGUAACGCCGGAGGAAAUCAGUCGACGAAAAGCGCAGGAAAACUAUUCGCCCGCGUACAGGAUCGUGCUGGACGUGCGUGCGGCCGAUUUCCGGGGCUUCUAUCGGAAGGAUCAGUACCGCAGCCUGUUUACCGCCGCGGCCAACACGCUCGACAGUACGAACGAUCGCAAUGAGCUGCUCGAGUCGCUGCGCGCGUUCAUGCGCGCAGAAACGCAGCAAGCGAACGAGCGCAUCGCCCGCUUCACGCAGGAGAUGAACGAGCAGCUGAGCAACGUGCGCGAUCGGGCCGAGCAGGACUACCUGUUCCUGGCGCAAACCUUCGUACCUGAACUAGUAGAUAGCAAAAGUGGCGCCGGCGAGCAGCAGCGCUCACCGUCCGCCGCCACCAGCCCGACGGUGGAAAAGUCGCACCAGCCGCUGCUAACGAGCUUAGGCACACCGACGGGAGGUGUUGCUACUGGGGCGGCGGCCGGUGUGGCCGGCAGUCAGAUGGAAACGCCACCCCCGACCCCGGAGAGUAUGCCGAUGUCGACCGGCAACAGUCCGCCGUCGAUCGUGAACGGUAACGGGACGAGCUCGGCGGGCCAGCCGGAAGCGAACGGUGGUGGCUUCAAGCUGGUGGGCGCUGCCGGCAAUCAGCGACCAAUGUCGCUUAGCAACAGUGCCGCCAACUCGAUCAACAACAACAAUACUGCAAACAGCAACCAAGGUGCCAUUAGCAAACCACCAACUCAGCAGCAGCAGCAGCAGCAGCAGCAACAUUCCAUGAGUACAAAUCUCUUUGCCAAUCAGGGCAGCGCCCUGGGGACGGUCGGGUCCGUGCCCGGGCUGGCCGGCAGCGUCGGCAACCUAACCGGGGGCGCUGCACAUAGAUAUAAUAGCAACAGCGUCAACCAUCAACGCUCCCAGCCGAUGAUGUUCGACUCGGACUGUCUGUUCGACAUUGAUGGCAUGGAGAAUGACAAGACGCCACCGCCGGAUGAUAUUUCCGACGAGGAAGAAUGUGAUUAUAAUGAUACAUCCGACAAUAAUAAUCGGUCGGAAGGCGGCAUGUUCAUACCGCGCCAUCAGUACGGACGGCAGAGCAGCUCGAUUGCGAAAAGUCUUCCGAUUUCGAUGCCGAAAAUGAUGACCCCGUUCCGUGCGAACGAAGAUGAUCUCGAUGAGAUGGUUGAAGAUGCGGUCGACAUUGCGGCCAGCAUCAAGGCCAUCGCCAAAAGCGUCCAUGGCGAGGCGGUGUUUGGCGAUUUACCACGCCGUCAAAUCCAAAAGUUCACCUCCCAAAUAUGAGUGUGAAGAGCGGAAGAGGAAGAUCUCAUCUUCUCAUACAUUUUUUUUUGAUUGGCUCUUUCUCUGAUGAUGCAGGUAGUAGAGUGGGGGAAAACAUUCACACACACACACACACACACACACACACACGGGUCGACAACCUACAGAGACAGACAGCGUCAGGUGGACAAAGGAUACGUUACGAUCCGGAUCGUGUGGUGAUAUGUUGUCGUCGUCAUCUCCGUGUAUGAGUGUUAGUUGGUAUGUGUACACCGCGGGCUGCUGAGGCCCAUCAUUUUUUUCCCUCGUCCGGAAGUCAUUUGUCAUCAAUUUACUAUAUUUUGGCAUCGUUCUUUGCUAAUUCGUGUAUUUUUUUAAGUUUUAAGAUCUAAAAAGUAUAACAUUUUAAUGCGUUUGUUUGUGUUAUCGGUGGGCAAACGGACGGUACACAGCAAGGAUAAGAACCCCGCGUGGAGGUGCGUUUGUGAGUGUGUAUGUGUGUGUUUGUGCUUUAGUAUUUGGAAAACGAUCCCUCCCACCAACACACUCACACGGGAGGGAAAUAUUUUCAUUUACUUCUAAAUUUAGUCACUCUUAUUUUCAUCCCGCUCUGUUUCCUUGUUGGCUAAAUGAGAGGUAACACUUCUCAUGCCUCACGCUCACCACUCCCCCAAACCACGAACUCAAAUGUACGAGUUUGAUCUAUUUUUAAAUAUCUUCACAGAACCAUCCACACACACACACAUACACACUCUCGCGGCCAAUCGGGGAUGGAUUAACCAUGUUUCACUUGAAAUAAUCAUGUGAUUUCGAAUUUCCACCAGUAGAAGAAGCAACAGAACAGUGAUUGUGGAGCAGAACUUUGGUUUGAAUGUUGGCUUACGAAUACAAAGAUCACAUUGCGGGAGGAAGGAUCCCUCAACACCCUUCCAACGCUUCGGUUUAGUUCAACGUCAUGCAUCCAUGUCACCACUACCGUAUAAAGUGACUUUCCGGUUAAUUUUUAACUCGUUACAAUAUUAGUGUUUACGGCAAAGCGAAAGCAGAGCAAUGCGAAGGAAUAAGAGAACGGAAAGCAGAGAAUGUGAUUAAUUUGGGAAUGGAUUCAGCCGCGGCAAGCGAUAGGUAGUAGUGUAGGCAGAGUCAACAGAAGCAACCAAUUAGCGAGUAAGAAUAAGAAAGCAUGUUACAAUCACGAGAGAUCAUGCGGAGGGGAGGGGAGGGGGAAAGAUCGUUACGACAGUAACACACGAAUCAAGCGGAAGGCAACGCAGCGAAAAGCUGUCGAAUUAAAGCGACAGCUGCUAUUGCAAUGUUUUGUUUUGGGGGGAAUGUCGUUUCCUGCAUAAUGUUAAUCUCUCUCCCUUCACUCUCUCAAUCGUGAAUGCUGUGGCUUGCGGAACCGGAAGCCGCCGGAUCUACAGCGUGGAGAUGCCGCCCUGGCGAGCACACACCAUCCUCAACGCAUCUCCCUCUCCCAUGUUGCCAUGUUUUCAAGUACAAUAACGCGCAUCCAAUGUUAUAUUAAUCCCUACAACCUGUGGGUCCAGUUUGUUUGAUUAAAAACGCUACUCUAUAUAAUAAAUCGUCGAUUUUAUACACGAGCAAAGAAGCACCAUCCUAUCAUCACCACCCUGCUCCUCCUUCCCUCUUGCUCUGUUUUGCGUGGUGAGAUGGAGGAGGAUGUCGGAUGUUUUGAGCCCUUUUGCCCGGUCGGUUCGGUUGUUUCGUACAGGACCUACGUACACUUAUAUACACACACAAAUAGACAGAAUACCUCGUUCGUUCACUCCGAAUCAAAACGGACAAUGGGAAACUUCCCUACAUUUCGCCCAUAUACCGUGUCCACCCCGAAAGAGACCCAACAGUGGACGUACCACGUUUCCUCUUAAACUAAACUACCUCCAAACAACAACGCUCGUUCUGUUGUAUUGUUCAAUUUGAUCCGUUUCCAACUUCCGUUGAGAUGAUGUUGGGAUUUUUUAAAAUAACUUCUCUUCAAAGGUUUUCCAGGAGUUCUCAUAGCUUUGGGACACUUAAUUGACUCUUUCUUACAUGAAAUGAACUUAUUGCAAUGGGAAUUGGACUCUCUAGCACCCUUGUUGGACAAAUCCAAUUGGAAUUUCCAACGAGCCUGUCUAAAUUGGGUGCGAUAUAGUCCAAUUUCUAGCGUAUGAAGUUCACUUCCAAUAGGAAAGAGUCAAGGAAGUGUCCCACUGCUAUGGGAACCCCUGGAAAACCCUGUAAGUGGAUAUGAUGGACUUACAAAGAACGUUAUCAAUCAGUAAUGGCAGAGAGCACCGGAUCGCCGGCCGAGAAACAAUCGUCCAAAGCAAACGCGGUACAACAGCUAAUCAGAGUGUUUCAUUAUCACGCUGUCGAACUUGUGGGAAGAUUUUAGGAAUCCUCUAUGGGGUGAGGGGGGUAUGUUUUCCCAAAAAAAGGAAACAGCAAGGAGAGAAUAGUAGACCGGAUCCAACGAUUAUUCACGCAUACCUAGUAACGUGUUAUGUUAUAUACGCCCUACCUAUAUAUUAAACAAAAAGCAAAAAAGUGGAAAGAGCAAA
Anopheles merus is the source of this 4578-nucleotide messenger RNA. RefSeq lists its product as uncharacterized. Gene Ontology annotation, biological process: negative regulation of TOR signaling; negative regulation of protein kinase activity; neurotrophin TRK receptor signaling pathway. The record is from RefSeq and is a predicted model, not a curated record. NCBI's taxonomy places the organism in Eukaryota, Metazoa, Arthropoda, Insecta, Diptera, Culicidae. Gene Ontology annotation, cellular component: cytoplasm. Bases 368 to 2032 code for a protein of 554 amino acids. The transcript has 5 exons.